Triticum urartu is the source of this 963-nucleotide messenger RNA. NCBI's taxonomy places the organism in Eukaryota, Viridiplantae, Streptophyta, Magnoliopsida, Poales, Poaceae. The record is from RefSeq and is a predicted model, not a curated record.
CAAAUAUAUUAACCCUCACAUUCUUGGUCCCAGGAAAGACAACUCAAUGGAAGUGGUGAAUUAUUUACACAAAAAUAUCCAAAAUUGAGAGUUCGACUUGUUGACGGAAGUGGCUUAGCAACAGCAGUUGUUCUCAAGAGCAUCCCUUUAGAUACAAAGCGGGUGUUUCUCUGUGGAGGCAGUUCUAAGGUAGCACAUGCCACAGCUACAGCUUUAUGCGAGAGAGGUGUCCAGGUAAUCAUGAACCAAAAGAAGGAAUAUGACAUGCUUAAAUUGCGAGUUGCAGAGAGCAGCACUGCCUAUCUGAAAUUCUCCAGUGAUGAGAUACCUCAGAUCUGGAUAGGAGAUAUCAUAAAUGAUAAGCAACAAAUGGGGGCACCAAGAGGAGCAACAUUUAUUCCUACAUCACAGUUUCCCUUUAAGAAGAUACGCAAGGAUUGCACUUACUUGAGUAACCCUGCAAUGAAGAUCCCAGAGGCAAUGCAGAACGUCCAUACCUGUGAGAAUUGGCUUCCAAGAAGGGUUAUGAGCGCAUGGCGCAUUGCUGGAAUGGUACAUGCACUAGAAGGUUGGGGCAUCCAUGAGUGUGGAGAUGAUAUGAUGGACAUCGAGCAAGUUUGGUCGGCAGCUAUUAAGCAUGGAUUCAUUCCUCUAUAAAAAUCUGGAUUCUUCUGAAUCCUCCCAUAUAUGUUACACAAUAAUGAUGAGCUGCAGUGUUAUGGGAUGUCAGAUAUGCUUAUUGGCUUAGUAGCUUCAAUGGGCAGACAUGUAUUUGGGUAGAAAGCCCUAAAGAUGGCAUCGAUAGCAAAAACUAAUGAGUACAUGAAAUGUAUGAAUCGCCAACUCACAGAAACUCAUUAAAGCAUGUUACCCAUUAUCAGUGACAUUCAGUUUGAACUGUAAAUGGCCAUGGAAUAAGACAAUUCAAAGAGAGAUCCAACACACUUUGGGUUUUUUCUAUCA